Messenger RNA from Gryllus bimaculatus (two-spotted cricket), 603 nucleotides. NCBI's taxonomy places the organism in Eukaryota, Metazoa, Arthropoda, Insecta, Orthoptera, Gryllidae. The record is from the annotation of a GenBank genome assembly.
AUGGGGCACACGUGGCGGUUGGGCGAGUGGCGCCCGCGGUGGCGAGUGAGAGAAGCUCUGUGCUGCGGCGCGCCGCUAUUGCCGCCGCCUCCGCCGGUGCCGCUGCUGGUGCCGCCUACUGCCGGCCGGCUGGGGAACCUCUUGCCUGUGGUGGUGACGGCGCCCGGCGUCAGCGGAAUUCGCUUCGUGGCGAGGAAGUGGAUUUCCAGGGAGCGCAUCAUCGUGAUGACAUCGUUGAGGAAAUCGUCUUGGGGGGCCCUGAUUGAGUAUCCUGGGAGUCAAACAUCAGGAACAGAUUGUGAAUGGACGGCAUCCAUUUGUCUACGAAUGGACCCCGAGGGCAGCGCGCCCUUCGCCGUAACGCCCAAGACGCCCCGCACGCCGCGCCAGCGCCUGUCGCCGCCCGCCGCGCCCGCCCCGACGAAGACCUCGGCCAAGGCCCCCAGCAGCGACUGCCACGCGCUGCUCAACAGCUACUUCGGCCACCCGCACCCCAACGCAGAGCAACGCAGCUUUCGAUGCCCGCAGUGCGGUGCAGUGUUCUCGCUCCUGAGCAAAUUGUUCCGACACAUUUAUAGUUUUCAUGGCAACCCUUUGGAGUAG